AUGAGUGAAUAUGAAGAGAGAACUCCACGAUUCCAAUUCAGUGGAGAACCUGAAGACUACGAUACCUUUGGAUUGAAGUACGUAGCAAGAGCUAGCAUCAAAAGAUUCGAUGGAGUGAUCACUGGAGAAGUGACUCUACGAACCAAACCAGAGAUGGAUGCUGAAACUGACGCAGCAAAGAUUAAGGAAGACGAGGAGAUCAGCGAGAUGAACAUCAAAGCCUUCAGUGACUUGAUGAUCAGCAUGAAUACUGACACGGCAGAAGGAAAGGUUGCUUUCAAUUUGGUAGCCGGAAGCAGAGACAAAGUCAACUACCCAAAAGGAAACGCGAAAGAAGCAUGGGACAAGUUGAAGGAUGAGUAUGAGCCAAAGACGAUCACCUCGUACAUCAAGAUGAAGAGCAAGCUAAACAAGUGUCACCUUGAGAAGUUUGCUAAUCCAGCUUCGUGGAUCACCGAACUCAGCAAGAUUUGUGUCCGUUUGGAAGAGAUGAAGCACCCAGUAAGUGAAGAGGACCAAUUCAUUCACAUCAUUGGAAGUUUGCCUUUGAAGUACAGACAAGAGCAAAAGGACUUCGAGAAAAUGAUGAAAGCGAACACACUCACCAUUAAGUACAUCAAGGAAGAACUGAAUUCUGCACACGAGGACUUCGCCAAUGCAACAGAAGGUGAUGACGACGACGAAGACAAAGAAGACAAAGAUGUCGCUUUGGUAACUGGUCAAUUCAAAGGCAACUGCAACAACUGUGGAAAAUAUGGACACAAGAAGCUAACUUGCCCUGAACUAACACAAGCGACACGACAAGGAGGCGAAAGGAACCAGAACAACGGUGGCAGAAAUCGAUACAAUGGAGGUGGACGAGGAGCUUUCCUUGGAACCUGUUUCCACUGUGGUAUCAGAGGCCACAAGAAGCAUGAAUGCAGAAGAAACCCAGAGAACCGAAACAACGGCACCACUGGCAACAAUGGUAACAACAACAACAGCAAUAACAACGAUGAUGAUGACGACGAUGUUGCUGAGGUAAUGCUGAUGGCAACAGAGACACUUAUUGCCCCAGCGGAGCCAACACAGAAAAAGAACGUUUGGUUCGAGUGGAAUGAAGAAUGCGAAGAGAGUGAUUGUGAAGAUGAAGGAGUAGAUGAUGAAGUGAUCGUGCAUACUAUCGUGGAAGAUCCAAACGACAAAGUUCACGAGCACGGAAAUUUCCUUCACGAUGAUUUCUUUGAUAAUUUUAUGGCGAACUUCGGACAAAAUGAUUGCGACGCGAAAAACGACGAGACAUUCCACGCGACAAAGCCUACAAGUGAAUACGCUUUUGUCACAGAAGAGAUUGAGAUCAAACGCUAUUCUGAUGUUGACGGAUCUGGUACAUACGAUUCAGAUGGGGACGAGAUCCCACAACUAGUGGAACGGACGAUGAAAGCUAAGCACUACGCAUCAGACGAAUGGGACCAUAAUAACGGAAUGCACGAAUACAACUCAGACUCAGACGACUCUGACGAUGAUGACAUUCCACCACCGUUGGUCAGCAGACAUGGUGUUGUCCAUGGACAUGAUGAGGUAUCAUUGAUUGGCAGACACGACAACAUCUCUGAUGACGACUCGAUAUAUGACGAGAUCCCACACUUGAUCGCACGACAACAACAUGAUAGCGAUGAUGAUGAUAGCGAUGAUGACGAUAGUGAUGAUGACGAUAGCGAUGAUGACGAUGACGAUGACGACUUGAUUCAUACCGACGAUGAGCCAUACUACUAUGACGGUGAUGGGGAUGAUGAGUCGACAGUGCAGACUGAAACAAGUAUCCAAGAUGAAAUCAACUCGACCCUAAACGGAAUCGCAAUGGCCAACAUGGAUAAAUGGAAAUCCGAGGAGAUGAAACUGACACCACAGACUUGGUUUGGAGACAGUGCAGCGAGUACACAUAUGUGCAAUGAUGACACCAACCUUUACGACUACGAUGUUAUUCGAGAGGAGAUCAAAGUUGGAAGUGGCAAAACUAUCGUGGCAACUAAGAUUGGCAAGCUCAAGCUGCGAGUGAAGCAAACGAAUGGAAAGGUAAUCAUGAUGGUACUAACGAAAGUCAAGUUCGUACCUGAGCUGUGGUGCAAUCUUUUCAGUCUUACGGCCGCAAUGGACAAGGGCUUCGACCUCGGGAACCAAGGGCGAAUCAUCACAGUGACGCAUGGAUCGACAACUAUUGGAUUUGACAGAAUAUUCCCAACGAGUUCUGGAUUCAUCAUGGCAGCAGAAAUGGAACAGAUGACAGCAGAAGGUGCAUACGCCGUAUUGGAAGCAGGAAGGGAAAUCAGCAUAGCAAAGUUCCAUGAGAUGUACGGACACCCAGGAGAAGCAAUACUUCGCAAUACAGCACAUGCAUACAACUUGAAACUACAAUCGAAAUUGGAAAAGUGUGAGAACUGUGCAUUGGCAAAGUCGAGACAAGCAAACAUCUCGAAGGAGCCAGUUGACAGAUCCGAAGUCCCAGGGGAAGAACUAAUGAUUGAUAUAUCCAGUGUAAAGAAGACAAGCGCGGGUGGAAACAAAUUUUGGCUCCAAGUGAUGGACAACGCAUCCGAUUUCAUAUUUUCAAUGUUCCUAAAGAAGAAAAGCGAAACGAGUGCUAAGAUGAUAGCUUUGGUGAAGGACCUAAAUGCGAAAGGAUUCAAAGUCAAAAAGAUUCGAUGUGACAGAGCUGGAGAGAACAUGAAGUUCCAAGAUGAAGCAAAGAAUGAAGGACUCGGUUUGACCUUUGAAUUCACAGCGCCCAAUACACCACAGCGAAAUGGACGAGUCGAAAGGAAGUUUGCAACGGCUUUCGGACGAGUUCGAGCAAUGAUGAACACUGCUCGGAUGACAGAAACGAUGUGUGGCAAUCUAUGGGCAGAAGCGGCAGAUACAGCGACAAAAUUGGACACAGCACUUGUCUAUCAACGUGGUGAACAAAGUUCACAUCAAAAAUUCUGA
Molecule: messenger RNA, 2964 nt
Organism: Cylindrotheca closterium
Lineage: Eukaryota; Bacillariophyta; Bacillariophyceae; Bacillariales; Bacillariaceae
Source: the annotation of a GenBank genome assembly